UAAUCAUGUGAGGCCCGGAUUUGCAGGCAGCCAUCUCGCGAGAGGCGGCUGUCGGAGGGGGCCCUCAGCAUAAAUCGACGGGGGACGCUGGGGUGCGGCUGCUUCGUGUCAGGGACUCAGUGCAAAGAGCGUGUUGGUUCCAGGAAGCUCUUGAGCCGGUGACAGCGGCAGUUCCGGUCGCUCCGUGUCUUGCCAGCCUCUGAAACAUUCAAGGCUGGAACAUGGCAGUGGUGUCAACUGUUUCACAGCAGAAUGUGGUUUCCAGGGUUGCCAACCUUCCCCUGGUGAGUUCCACUUAUGGUAUGGUCUCCUCUGCUUAUGUCAACACGAAGGAUAACCAUCCUUACCUGAAAUCUGUAUGCGAGAUAGCAGAGAAAGGAGUGAAGACCAUCACUGCAGUGGCCAUGACCAGCGCUCUGCCUAUCAUCCAAAAGCUGGAGCCUCAGAUUGCAGUUGCCAACAGCUAUGCUUGUAUAGGACUGGACAAAGUUGAAGAGAGGAUGCCUAUACUGUAUCAACCAACUGAUAAGGUAGUUGCUAAUGCAGUGGAUGCAGUUGUUGGUGCAAGGGAUGUUGUAACAACUACUGUGACUGGUGCCAAGGAUACUGUUGCGCAAACCAUUAAUGGAGUCGUCGACAAGACAAAAGGAGCUGUGCAGGACAGUGUGGAGUUGACCAAAUCAGUUGUCAAUGGUAGCAUUAACACUGUUCUGGGAAGCCGGGUAGUGCGUCUGGUGACCAGUGGGGUGGAUACUGCACUCAGCAGAUCUGAAACUCUUGUAGACCAGUACCUCCCACUUACAGAAGAAGAGCUAGAAAAAGAAGCUACAAAAAUGGAAGGAUUUGAAAUUGGAGUUCAGAAGCCAAGUUAUUAUGUUAGACUAGGCUCUUUGUCUUCAAAGGUCCGCUCACGUGCCUACCAGCAGGCCUUAAUCAAGGUCAGAGAUGCUAAGCUCAGAAGCCAAGAGACAAUCUGUCAACUCAAUUACACUGUUAAUUUGAUUGAAUAUGCCAGAAGGAAUAUGAAUAGUGCCAACCAGAAACUCCAAGAUGCCCAACAGAAGCUGUAUAAUUCCUGGAUAGAAUGGAGGAAAAACACAGGCCAAAAUGAUGAGGAUGACUCACAAAGUGCUGAGCACAUUGAAUCACGCACACUAACAAUUGCACGGAAUCUGACUCAGCAGCUUCAAACCACCUGCCUCACCCUAGUGUCAAGUAUACAAGGCUUGCCACAGAACAUCCAGGACCAGGUUCACCAUGUUGGGGAAAUGGCAGGGGAGGUCUACAGAAACUUCCGAUCAGCAUCUUCCUUCCAAGAAGUGUCUGACAACCUUCUUACCACCAGUAAAGGGCAGCUGAAGAAAAUGAAGGAGUCACUGGAUGAUGUGAUGGAUUAUCUUGUAAACAACACGCCACUCAACUGGCUGAUUCCAGAUUUUGCUAUCACUGACUUGUCUUCAGAAUCUGAUGAGAUACCAGACAUCUUGGCUUUGGAGGAGGAAGGGCAGCAUGAGUAUUCACGUGCAAAUGGACCAAUCACCCCAGGACAAAGAGCUGAAUAAACACCAAGCAAGCACACACAAAAACUACUUUUGAUUCAAUAAAUAUAUAUGCAUACACAUCUUUUCCUAACUUAUCUUCCUGCUUUUUGGAAUGGAGUUACUUAGCUAUUGGAAAGUAUUGGAAUUGUUUAUAUUACUUCUGUUUCAUUUAGAUCGAUCAAAAUUCUAACAUUUAAAAAUAAUAAUUGUGGAACACAUUAGCUUAACAUAUUAGCAUGGAUGACAGACCUUUUUUGUCCUCCAGGUCAGAUAAAUGCAUUCAACUGGUCUGUUUAAUAUCCAUUUAAGACUAUAUCACAGUUUGGACAGCAGUUGCUUCUGAAACUGUGUUCCUGCCACUUUGACAUGAAAGCCUGUCUAAAAGAAAAUUUGCUGGUUGAAGUUUUAGUUCCUCUGUAAAAUACUUCUGUACUGCUCUAUCUACAUAUUUAUUUGCCAGGAAGAAAAACAAGCUAAGAUUCCUCAUCUCUUUCUGUUUCAGUUAAAUGUGUCUGCAUGAUUCUGUACUAAAUGUUUAAAUAAUUACCCUUUGGGCUCCAAUGCAAUGGAAGGACUCAAUGUCUGUUUUCUUCACAACUUUCUCUUCUAAGAUUGUGAUGCUCUAGCAGAGUGCAACUCAAGUUCCCAGAGAAGUGAUAAACCCUAUCUCUGGAUUGUACCAUUUCAGAAUGUGAGGGACCAUAUGAUCAAAUGUUUCUCCAUACAACGCAGUUCUUUGCACAUAGAAAUGUAACAUGUCAGGGAGAAGGUUGGACUAGGACUCUCCUUGCUGACAUCUAAUUUUAUUGUUAUAGGGAACAGCAAUCAUGUGAGCCCCCCACUUGUAGUCAAAAGUGGUAUAACCCAGAUACAGGCUCACAUUCUCAGCUACAAUUAGCCUUUAGAGCAGGGAUGGGGAACCUGUGGCCUUCCAGAUGUUGCUGGACCACAACUUCCAUCAUCCCUGGCCAUGCUAGCUGGGGCUGAUGCGAGUUGGAAACUAACGAAGUUUGGAGGGCCACAGGUUUUCCAUUCCUGCUUUAAAGAGUCUGGAGUUUAAAGAGGACAAACAAUGUAAAAGUAGAGCCAGAUGCAGGUUUACAAAAUGCAAAUAGGAAAAUUCAUGACAGGAAGGAGGUGUUCAGAAAAAGAAAGUUGUAGUGAAAUGCAAAUGAAAAAUGGGAAAAAGAAUAUGAAUGAGAGGGAGAAAGCUUCCCCCUAAAGCAAUGCUCCUGCUCUCAACCCCCAGUUGCUUCAACAGGGGGCUGUAUAGUUCCUGUGGUUUGCCAUCAGACAGAUCCUGCAUUUCUUGAUGAAAAGUGUGAGGAAGCUCUAAACAGAAACCAAAAAUGCAGAAUCAGACUUACUUAACAAAAUGAUAUUAUCAAAAGGUUACAGCAUUUAUUUGCUCAGAUGCGCCUUUAAAAUCAUUGGCAGAUUUUUAUUUAUUAUGGGAAUAUGAGGAUAUCCUAUGGUGCUAUUUUUCAUAGGUUAGGUCCACAGGUCUGGAUUCACAAGGGAAUAUGGCAAGUUCUAUAGCAUGAGGCGGACACCCCCACUCUAAUGUAAUGUAUUACCAGAGAUAACAUGAAAGUGUGAAGCACUAGUCACUGAAAUGCCUUGGAAAUAAAGUUUGAAGUAUAACCUGA
Messenger RNA from Rhineura floridana, 3190 nucleotides. RefSeq names its product perilipin 2 (gene PLIN2). Gene Ontology annotation, biological process: positive regulation of triglyceride storage; lipid storage. Bases 222 to 1562 code for a protein of 446 amino acids. The transcript has 9 exons. Gene Ontology annotation, cellular component: cytosol; lipid droplet. The record is from RefSeq and is a predicted model, not a curated record. Lineage: Eukaryota; Metazoa; Chordata; Lepidosauria; Squamata; Rhineuridae.